AAUUCCUGAUUAGAAUUAUGCAAGCAACAAUCUUUGAAGAAGCAGUUUGUAGGCUGUGCCUAAAUACUGUAAGGAAUUCAAAUUGCCGGGUGAUAGAAGAAGUCAUAAGGGAUGUUCUAAAGAUUGUUUUGCCGAAUGUGAAUUUGGAAGAGAGACUUACACAUGUCAUGUGUACAACAUGUUCCGUAAAAUUAUUUGCCGCUUUUAACUUUAAGUCGGUAUGUAUGGAUACCGAGGACUUAAUUUUUCCUUAUAUUAACGCCAGUAAAAUAUCAGUGAUUGAUUUAAAGGAAGUCUAUCUAAAAGAGAAGGGAAAUAUUCAGUUGACCGAUGUGUCGGAAGAUUGGACAAUCUGUCGAUUAUGUUUUCAACCGGUAACUUACGGAUUUGUGGCACUAAAUGAAGUGGACGUUGAUAUAAUCGAUACAUAUAUACCACAGGUUAAUGUCAAUGCUACCAGGGAUCCUUGUAUAUGCAUGGCAUGCUUUGAUUCGCUUCGUACCCAUGACACUUUUUUAAAGAAUUGUCUUGAUGCACAUGUGAAAUAUUCAAAUGUCGAUAAACAGUCUUACAUUAAAACUGAAGAAAUUCAAAUAAAACCGGAAGACCAUAUGGACGGUGACGCUCUACAGCAGACCUUCUAUAAUGAACCAUUCGAGAAGAGGGACUGUAAAGAUGCACAAGAGGAUGGAUGUAAAGUUGAGAAUGGAGCAGCGAACAAAUGUCACGUGAAAAUCAAGCAGAGGUACCUAUUGAGGCAUAAAAAUAUUUCAAAAAUACGUAUGCACCAGCACGAGUCAUGUAAUUACAAGCCAAAGUGCAAGUCUAACCUUGCUAAGCAUCAGGUGAAGCCCAAAGCAGAAUUGUACAAGUGCAACUUCUGUGAUUUCAAAACGAAAUGGAGGACCAGUUUUGAUAGACAUUAUAUGAAACACAAAGACUCAAACAAAUGUGAUGAGUAUGAUUAUAAAACCAAAUACAAGGUAUUGCCAGAUAAGGGCACUUCACAGCUACCGAUUUAUAAAUGCCAUGGUUGCAACUACGAAUCAAUGAAUAAGAGUAAUUUCACCAAACAUCAGUUAGUACAUAAAGAUUCUUCUCAGGUCCAAAUGUACAGGUGUAAGGACUGCGAUUACGAAACUAAAUACAAGAAUAAUAUCAAAAUUCACCAACUGAAACAUAAAGAUCCUUCGCAGAUUCAAAUGCACAGUUGUACUGAUUGCGAUUACACAACUAAAUACAAACAUCAUAUCAAACAGCAUGAACUGAAACAUAAAGAUCCUUCGCAGAUUCAAAUGUACAGGUGUAACGACUGCAAUUACCAAACUGAAUUAAAGGGUAAGAUGAAAAUUCACCAACUGAAACAUAAAGAUACUUCUCAGGUACAAAUGUACAGAUGUAAUGACUGCGAUUUCGAAACGAAAUACAAGAAUCAUAUCAGUGGGCACCAACUAAAACAUAAAGAUCCUUCGCACAUUCAAAUGUACAGGUGUAGCGACUGUGAUUACGAAUCUAAGUACAGUAGCUAUAUCAAAAAACACCAGUUAAUACAUAAAGAUCCUUCGCAGGUUUAAAUGUAUAAGUGUAAUGACUGUGACUUCAAAACGAAAUACAAGAAAAAUGUCAAAAGGCACCUACUGAUGCAUAAUAAUCCUUCACAGAUUUAAAUGUACAAGUGUAGUGACUGUGAUUAUGAAACUGAAAACAAGUAUACUAUCAAACAGCACCAACUGAAACAUAAAUACCUUUCACAAGUUCAAAUGUACAGGUGUAAUGACUGUGAUUAUGAAACUAAAUACAAGAACAGUAUGAAAUAUCACAUGUUGAAGCAUAAAGAUUUCUUGUAGGUCUAAACGUACAGCCGUAAUAAAUGCGUUUAAAAACCCAAAUAAAAGAGCUCUAUCAUGUGUUGAAGCAUAGUCUUCUCCUAUGCAAAUGUACCGGUGUGAUCUGUGCGAUGUGCUAACUAAGGUUCCUGGCUUGAAAAACAUCGGUUGAAACAUGAAAACCUUACCAAAGCAGAAUCCGGCAAGUGACUAAAAUUUGUAGAAAUCGGUAGUACUUACCUAGUUAUGAACUGAAAAGCUUCCUGUUUCUCACAAUGUAACCACCUGUCGAAUGACAAACGGUUUAUAAUUUCGACAUAUUGUAUUAAAUGUACAUGUACAGUGUGUCCCGUUUUUCAGGUUAACACCUCUGGA
Molecule: messenger RNA, 2201 nt
Organism: Anoplophora glabripennis (Asian longhorned beetle)
Lineage: Eukaryota; Metazoa; Arthropoda; Insecta; Coleoptera; Cerambycidae
Product: zinc finger protein 347-like
Exons: 4
Coding region: 18-1574 (518 amino acids)
Biological process (GO): regulation of transcription by RNA polymerase II
Cellular component (GO): nucleus
Molecular function (GO): zinc ion binding; RNA polymerase II transcription regulatory region sequence-specific DNA binding; DNA-binding transcription factor activity, RNA polymerase II-specific
Source: RefSeq, a predicted model, not a curated record